AUGCAUCUCCUCGGUCCCUUGCUUCUGCUUCUCGAAUCCUUGGCUUUCUCUGACUCAGCCUCCUGGAUGUUUGAACAUCCCAAGACCCUCUACGCCUGGGAUGGAGCCUGCGUCUGGAUUCCCUGCCACUACCGUAUCCUAAACGGGCACUCGAUAGAUAACCUGACCGUGUACCACAAUUAUAAGUACGACAACUCCAUCAAGAGCUACAAUGGGACCAUCCUCUAUAAGAACCUAAAAAUCAGGGAUUUUCCUCCUCGUCAGGGAAGGGUACGAUUCCUGGGAAACAACAGAAACAACUGCACCCUCCUCAUCAAUCCCGUGAAAGUCAAUGACAGCGGUCAGCUGGGGCUGAGGAUGACGUCUAGGGAAGACAAAUGGAUGGAGCCCAUAAGCCUCAACAUCUCUGAGACGGCUCCUCCACCCCACAUUGAGCUCCCUCCAGAUAUCCGGGAGCUCCGCGACGUCACUGUCACCUGCUUGCUGAAUUUCGCCUGCUUUGAGUACCAGGUUCAUCUGCAGUGGUCCCUGGAGGAGCCUGCGGUCACCUCCACCUCCCUGUCCACUGAGACUGUCUCCACCCAGAGCACUCUCACGUUCCAGCCGCAGUGGACUCACCACGGCAAGAACCUGACCUGCCAGCUCUGGGACCCCACGAAACAGCAGUUACUCUCUCAGGAAACAGUGUGGCUGGAUGUGAAGCAUGCGCCAAAGUUGAAGAUCCAGGUCAGUCCCAGAGAAGCCACUGUAACAGAGGGAGAGUCUGUGACCAUGACGUGCCAGAUUGUCAGCAGCAACCCACGGCUCCAGAGUGUGUCCUGGCUCAGGGACGGGCACCCGCUGGUGGGGGAGGAGACGCCCAUGCUCACUCUGCCCCAGGUGACCAGGAAGAUGAGUGGGCAGUACCAGUGCGAGGCCCACAACGAUGUGGGCUCAGAAAAGUCGGAAGCAGUGGACCUCCAAGUGCACUAUGCUCCGGAACCUUCCAGGGUUCAGAUCCUCUCCUCGCCAACUAAGGAAGGAAGUAAAGUAGAGCUGACUUGUAUAUCACUGGCCAAUCCUCCUCCAACAAAUUACACCUGGUACUACAAUGGGCUAGAAAUGCCUGGAAAGACGGACAGGACCUUCCAGAUCCCAGAGGUCCUCCUCAGGCACGCCGGGGAGUACUCCUGCUUGGCGGAAAAUAGUCUUGGUCCUGGACAGGUUGGCCAGGAAGCUGAUUUGGAAGUCCACUAUCCCCCCAAGGAGGUAAUCACAGUGAUUCAAAACCCCACACCGAUUCGAGAAGGAGACAGUGUGAUCCUGUCCUGUACCUACAAUUCCAGUAAUCCCGAAGUUACCCGAUAUGAAUGGAAUCACCUAGGCUUCCAGGACCAGUUAUUACCUGCUAAGCUGACGAUUCUAAAAGUUGCCUGGGACACAGGGCCAGUCACAUGCGCAGCCUGUAACCAGUGGUGCUUGUGGUCUCCCCCUGUCAACCUGGAUGUCCAGUAUGCCCCCAAAGAUGUCAGUGUCCAGGUCACUCCCCACAGUGAGAUCCGCUCUGGGCGCCCGGUCCUCCUCCAAUGUGACUUCUUAAGUAGCCGCCCCAAGGAUGUCCGCUUCUUCUGGAAGAAAAAUGGAAUCCUUCUGGAGGAAGGAAAGAAACUGAGCUUUGAUGCCAUCUCUCCAGAAGAUGCUGGAAUUUACAACUGCUUGGUCAACAAUUCCAUAGGACAGACCUCGUCUAAGCCCUGGGCUCUCCAAGUGCUGUAUGCACCCAGGAGCCUGCAUGUGUCCAUCAGCCCGAAAGACAGAGUGGUGGAAGGGAAGAAGGCAGUCCUGACGUGCGAGAGUGAUGCCAACCCACCCACCUCCCACUACGCAUGGUUUGACUGGAAUAACCAAGACCUCCGCCAUUAUGAUCAGAUGCUGAGAUUGGACCCUGUGACGCUGCAGCACUCAGGCGCCUAUUGGUGCCAGGGGACCAACAGGCUGGGCCGGGGCCAGUCGCCGCCCACCACCCUCACUGUCUACUACAGCUCAGCCACCAUCAGCCGGCGAGUGGCCUUGGGAGUGGGGUUCUGCCUGGCCAUCUUCCUCCUGGCGAUCUGGGGAGUCAAGCUUCUGCGGAGCUGGAAGAGGAUUCGGGGACAGCAGGGGCUUCAGGAAAGUUCCAGUGGACAGAGCUUCUUUGUGAGGAAUGUAAAGGCUCGAAGGAUCCCCCAAGCUGAAGGCCCCCACUCCCUGGGGUGCUACAAUCCAGUGAUGGAAGAUGCCGUCAGCUACGCUGCCUUGCGCUUUCCUCUUGGCGAGACUGAUGCACCGACACCUGGAGAUGCAGCGACCUCAGAGACGCGGGGACUUUCCCCAAACGGGGACGACACGGUCACUUACUCUGUGGUGCAGAAGUGUCAAGUGGGCGACUAUGAGAACGUGACUCCAGAAGUCCUAGAAGACGAGGGGAUACAUUACUCGGAGAUGGUCCAUUUUGGGUUUGGGGAGCAGCCGCUGGCCCAGGAAGGAGUGGAAUACGUGACCCUCAAGCACUGA
Molecule: messenger RNA, 2532 nt
Organism: Mesoplodon densirostris (Blainville's beaked whale)
Lineage: Eukaryota; Metazoa; Chordata; Mammalia; Artiodactyla; Ziphiidae
Gene: CD22
Product: CD22 molecule
Exons: 13
Coding region: 1-2532 (843 amino acids)
Source: RefSeq, a predicted model, not a curated record